Solanum verrucosum is the source of this 1052-nucleotide messenger RNA. RefSeq names its product protein THYLAKOID ASSEMBLY 8-like, chloroplastic. NCBI's taxonomy places the organism in Eukaryota, Viridiplantae, Streptophyta, Magnoliopsida, Solanales, Solanaceae. The transcript has 2 exons. The record is from RefSeq and is a predicted model, not a curated record. Gene Ontology annotation, molecular function: protein binding. Bases 114 to 884 code for a protein of 256 amino acids.
AGUACACAAUUUCACUGAUUCUUCCGCCGGAGCAUAACCGGCGCCGCCGUAUCCAUCGCCUCCGCCACCAUCACCGGCGUACACACUUUCCCUUUCAUAGACAAUUUUUAAAAAUGGCAAUUAGAGCCAUUUCAAGACUAAAAAUUCCAUCUUUGCUCCUUAAACACCUUUCAGUUUCUCCAUUACCAUCAGUUUCUUCCACCUUAACAUCUUCUUCUUCAUGUUUUACAUCAUGGGUUCCAGAGCUUUCUAGAAGUUCAGUGAGGGAUGUGAGGUGGUACCAUGAUGGAAGACCAAGAGGGCCACUUUGGAGGGGAAAGAAAUUGAUUGGAAAAGAAGCACUUUUUGUGAUUCUUGGGUUAAGAAGAUUCAGAGAUGAUGAAGAAAAACUUGACAAGUUUGUUAAAACACAUGUCCUUAGGCUUCUUAAAAUGGAUAUGAUUGCUGUACUUAAUGAACUUGAACGCCAAGAAGAGGUCUCGCUUGCUGUUAAGGUGUUUUGGGUAAUUCAGAAACAAGCCUGGUACCAGCCCGAUGUCUAUCUUUACAAGGACCUGAUCAUUGCAUUGGCAAGACGGAGAAAGAUGGAUGAUGCAAUGAAGUUGUGGGAGAGUAUGAGAAAGGAAGAUCUAUUUCCUGAUUGUCAGACAUUCACUGAAGUUAUUAGGGGCUUCUUGAGAGACGGAUCUCCUGCAGAUGCUAUGAACAUAUUUGAGGACAUGAAAAAGUCUCCAUACCCACCCGAGGAGCUUCCUUUCAGGGUUUUGUUGAAGGGACUUUUGCCACACCCCCUAUUAAGAAACAGGGUUAAGCAAGACUUUGAGGAGAUUUUUCCGGAUCGGCAUAUAUAUGAUCCUCCAGAAGAGAUUUUUGGAUUACGUUGAGGUUCGUAUGCUUUAUAUUUUGCAUUAACUUGUUUCAUAUGGAGUUGCUCGUUGGUGCUCCUUAUAACUUGCAGGAAGUGGCUCCCCAUUAGCUCCUGCAUCAACUACUUAUAGAAGUUGUAGCUUAUUACGCUUAUUAUCUCAUUGGAAAAUUACUCCUCUUAAUAC